Molecule: messenger RNA, 344 nt
Organism: Entrophospora candida
Lineage: Eukaryota; Fungi; Glomeromycota; Glomeromycetes; Entrophosporales; Entrophosporaceae
Source: the annotation of a GenBank genome assembly
CAAAGUCAGGAGAUAUAUUAUACAAUAAAAAAAUAGCUAUGACAUUUCGUCGACCACACACCAAUCAGAAAUCUCGUGGACCAGCAUCUAAUAGGGAACUGGAAUUGGAGCAGGUAAAUCAAGCUUUAAGAGAUGAGUUAUCUAACAAAGUUUCAAUCAAUAAGUCAAAUGAGAAAUACAUAAAUGAGUUAGAGCGCAAAUAUAUCAGAUGUGUGAAAGAAAUCCAAUCUCUCAAUAAAGAACUGGAACAGCUCGAGAAUGCUUCGGAGGAAGAAAAGGCAGAGUUGAGAGCAGAAAUCUCCAGCCUUAAUAAACAGCUCUCAUAUAACAAAAAAGAAAUCUGA